CCGCCUCCAGCCCUCUCUUGGCCGCUCCCGCCAGGCGCACCCAGACGCUCUUCUGCUCCCGCCCUCUUCGCCCGGUCAUGGGUCUCGGGCACGAGGCCACCCUGUCUGCGGCGUGACGGGCGGCUCAGAUGGCCACCAUGGGCCAGUGCUACUACAAUGAGACCAUCGGCUUCUUCUACAACAACAGCGGCAAGGAGCUCAGCUCCCACUGGCGGCCCAAAGAUGUGGUUGUGGUGGCACUGGGGCUGACUGUCAGCGUGCUGGUGCUCCUGACCAACCUGCUGGUCAUCGCGGCCAUCGCCUCCAACCGUCGCUUCCACCAGCCCAUUUACUACCUGCUUGGCAACCUGGCCGCAGCUGACCUCUUUGCCGGUGUAGCCUACCUCUUCCUCAUGUUCCACACAGGCCCGCGCACAGCCCGGCUCUCACUUCAGGGCUGGUUCUUGCGGCAGGGCCUGUUGGACACGAGCCUGACGGCGUCCGUGGCCACACUUCUGGCCAUCGCCGUGGAGCGGCACCGCAGUGUGAUGGCCGUGCAGCUGCACAGCCGCCUGCCCCGAGGCCGGGUCAUCAUGCUCAUCGUGGGCGUGUGGGUGGCCGCGCUGGGCCUGGGGCUGCUGCCCGCCCACUCCUGGCACUGCCUCUGCGCCCUGGACCGCUGCUCGCGCAUGGCCCCCCUGCUCAGCCGCUCCUACCUGGCCGUCUGGGCCCUGUCCAGCCUGCUCGUCUUCCUGCUCAUGGUGGCUGUCUACACUCGCAUUUUCUUCUAUGUGAGGCGGCGGGUGCAGCGCAUGGCAGAGCAUGUCAGCUGCCACCCCCACUACCGUGAAACCACGCUCAGCCUGGUCAAGACUGUUGUCAUCAUCCUGGGGGCGUUUGUGGUCUGCUGGACACCGGGCCAGGUGGUGCUGCUCCUGGAUGGUCUGGGCUGCAAGUCCUGCAACGUCCUGGCUGUGGAGAAAUAUUUCCUACUCUUAGCCGAGGCCAACUCGCUGGUCAACGCCGUGGUGUACUCAUGUCGAGAUGCUGAGAUGCGCCGCACCUUCCGCCACCUCCUCUGCUGUCUGUGCCUUCGCCGGUCCACCCACAAGUCUGUUCGCUACACACCCUCCACCCAGACAGGCACUAGCACUCGCAUCAUGCUUCCUGAGAAUGGCCAUUCCCUGAUGGACUCCACCCUUUAGCUAACCUUGGACUUUAGCAGGGUACAGCAAAUGCCAGAGCUCUGCCCCUGGCCACGUGUGGGUGUGCCUGGCUCUACCCAAUCUGCGGGCCAGACUUAAAGGCAGACCCCCAGUCUGGCUUGGCAUGAAGCUACUGCCAGCCCUACCCAGGCAGACAACUGUGCCUAUCUCAGGGCCUGUGGGUUGGGGUCAUCUAAGCACCUGGGAGAGAGUUGAAUGGGGUGCAGGAAUCUGGCUCUUCAGUCAUCUCAAGUUCUGGGGCUUUUUAACGGACACUUUUCUGUUUUUACUGCACAUGCCUGGCAAGCCCUGUUGGACUGCUUCCUUGUCCAUGGUGGCAUGGGUAAUAAAGGUGGGAGAGAUGAGGGCUCCCUCAGGCCACGCUACCCAGUGCAACAGGGUAACAAGGAUGGACCAUGGGUGCCCCAUCUGCCUGAGGCUGAUUGUUUAGGGGUACAGACUGAGGAGUGCUGAGCGUGAGCUGGGAAAGGUUUAUGGCCUUUUGCAGCCUCUAGUGGUCUUGCCUAUCCCCAUAAGAAUUAAGGGGGUCUACAAGGAGGGGGUCUAUAAGGAGUAAACCUUUCCGCUCUGAGGUCUCCAAAGCCUCUUCUGUUGUAACCUUAACCUGUCUGUCCCUAUGUCCCAGAAUUGUCCACCUCAGCUCAGGCUGAGCUGGGAUCCUUCAACAUGACAUCUCCUGGACCCUGUUCCCAUUACCCUUUGGUCUCUGCAUGGUUGUUGCUUCAUCUCUCUUGUUCCCUUUUGCCUCUGUCUCCUCCACCUCUUUCCCUGCCUUCAUCUUGCCACCUGCCUCUCUGUCUCCAUUCUCUGGAGCCCAGAGUAGUCUCUGGCCUGUGUGAGGCUUCUCUCACCUGCCUGCCCCUUUGUCUGAGUCCAGACUUAAUAGUCAGAUGUGUCCACCCCACUGCCCACUCCAUCACCUACAUACACACCUGUGGGCUUGGGGUAGUGGGGUCCAUGGACCAGAAUGCAGGAUUUUAGAGUUGCCAUUUCUCAAGCUUCUCUGAUGUGCCUGGCACACUGAUAAGCAUUUUAGGUGCAUUAUUUAAUCACCACCUGUAUCUUGUGGCAUAGGUAUUAUAUAUAUUUUCAUGUGAGGACAGUGGCUCAGAGAGAUUGAAAUUUGGCCCAUGGUUACAUAGUUUCAAAAGGGCACAGAGGUACAUCGAGGGACUAGAGAGGCCCCUGAGGAAAGGACUUCGGAUUUCCACAAAGUCUGGAGUUGGUCACAAGCUCAGCCUGGCUUUCCCCACUUCACCCUGUGGUCUAAUGUGCCAGACCCAUGAUGAGUCCCCCUCUCAGAUACAUAGAGGCACCCUGCUAGGCACGGAGUAAACCAGGAUCUGGAUUCUCUCUGCUUACACACCUAGCCAGAAUUUGAACCCAGGCCUCCCAUCAGAGGCUGAAUUCUUAAACUACUAAAGCAUGCAUUGCCAAAGAACCAAAAACGUGUAGAUCUUUCUACAAUAAAUGGGGCUGAGUUUCCCUUUGGGAACAUUCUCCCUGCCCUACAACAGCUUUGUGAGGAGGCAAGAACAAACUGGGGUGCCAGGUACUUCUGCAGGGUCCAAGGUAGGCAGUGUGGCUCCUUGAGCCUGGGGCCUGAAUCUCAGAAGUGAUGACCUAGGCCAGCACCUUCAGCCACGUGGAUGGGUACAUAGUCCUUGUCUCCAGGGAGCUCUAGGCCUUUUGGACAAAAGUAUCACUUUGGGUGCCAAGGCAGCCAACCAUUCCUAUGGGGUGGGGACCCCUGACGGUCUCCAAAGGUAGCUCUGUUUCACCUGCUCUGAGCUGGCUGCUCUUGCAUCAGCAUCUUCCAUGUUCUAACCCACACUCUUCUGGUCUCCUUCAGGAUCUUGUCCCAUCAGUUUUUCCCUCUCUGUAGGUCUCUCCUCUCCACCAGGUGACUUAAGGUUUUUGUCUCAGAUGGUCCCUGAAGCUCUCAACCCGUCCCCCCACCACUGUUCUCUGAAGGAUGCCAAAGUUACCCACUACCUUUCAGAUCUCCUGUGUGGUGCUGCACUAGUGGCUGACCUUUUAUCUUAUUUUUAAUUUUUUUUUGUGCGGUACGCAGGCCUCUCACUGUUGUGGCCUCUCCCGUUGCGGAGCACAGGCUCCAGACACGCAGGCUCAGCGGCCAUGGCUCACGGGCCCAGCCGCUCUGCAGCAUGUGGGAUCUUCCCGGACCGGGGCACGAACCCGUGUC
Messenger RNA from Kogia breviceps (pygmy sperm whale), 3411 nucleotides. RefSeq names its product lysophosphatidic acid receptor 2 (gene LPAR2). Gene Ontology annotation, cellular component: plasma membrane; cytoplasm. Gene Ontology annotation, biological process: adenylate cyclase-activating G protein-coupled receptor signaling pathway; regulation of metabolic process. NCBI's taxonomy places the organism in Eukaryota, Metazoa, Chordata, Mammalia, Artiodactyla, Physeteridae. The record is from RefSeq and is a predicted model, not a curated record. Gene Ontology annotation, molecular function: lysophosphatidic acid receptor activity.